This is a messenger RNA of Pseudocercospora fijiensis CIRAD86, 594 nucleotides long. RefSeq lists its product as uncharacterized. The coding region runs from base 1 to 594 and encodes 197 amino acids. The transcript has a single exon. NCBI's taxonomy places the organism in Eukaryota, Fungi, Ascomycota, Dothideomycetes, Mycosphaerellales, Mycosphaerellaceae. The record is from RefSeq and is a predicted model, not a curated record.
AUGGCGAAUAACGGAGACCUGGCAUCAUUCGGCUGGGCAUGGGCGCAGACACAAUCAAGCGAUCCCAGAGACAAGGUGUAUGCAUUGCUAGGGCUUUUGGAUGAGCGAGAGAGCGACUUGGUCACUAAGGACUACAAUAUUGGCCUGGACACACUCUACAUAGAAGCAACCUAUGCGGCGAUUGCGGCCAAUCAAAACCUUCACAUCUUACAAUUCGUCAAAAGUGCGAGGAGCGACCUCGCUCUUCCUUCAUGGGCCGUCGACUUCAGCUACUCGUACAAGACAGAGGAAAGGUCCUGGUUCGCUAGCUCAGAUGUGAGCAAGUACCUCUUCGUUGAACCUCCUAAGCCCUGGUGCACGGCGUAUCCUCAAUCAGCAGCGCAAGUAUCGCUCGACCUCCAAAGUUGCACUCUCACUCUCAGAGGUCUCGAAUUCGACACCAUCCUCCAUACCUUCGAGACUGACAAAGGAGACUAUUUCGAAGAAUUCGGCCAGGGAAUAAUGGACUUCGCAAAAUCUCCCCUCAGCCUAUUCGGAAAUCGUCCAAUCCUGUUGACACCAGGCGAACAAAAAGUCUAUGGGGAUUGGACAUAA